GCCCGCGGCCUCCUUCCCCGCCGGGCCGAGGCGAAGCAAGGGCCCGGGCGAGGCGAGGGCCGGGCGGCGGGCGCCGGGCCCCGCGGCCGGCACGACGGAGCCCCCGCACGGCCGGCGGCAGCGGUUGGCGACGGCCCCGGGCCCCCGGCGCGGGAAGCGGCGGCGAGGCGGCGGCGGCGGCGGCGCCAUGGAGCCGCGGGAGGUGAAGGACCGGAUCCUGGAGAACAUCUCGCUGUCGGUGAAGAAGUUGCAGAGCUACUUUGCUGCGUGUGAGGAUGAGACCCCUGCCAUCCGGAACCAUGACAAGGUGCUGCAGCGACUGUGUGAGCACCUGGACCACGCCCUGCUGUACGGACUGCAAGACCUCUCAUCUGGCUACUGGGUGCUCGUGGUGCAUUUCACCCGGAGAGAGGCCAUCAAGCAGAUCGAGGUGCUGCAGCAUGUGGCCACCAACCUGGGGCGCAGCCGGGCCUGGCUGUACUUGGCCCUCAACGAGAACUCCUUGGAAAGCUACUUGCGGCUGUUCCAGGAGAACCUGGGCCUGCUCCAUAAGUACUACGUCAAGAACGCCCUGGUCUGCAGCCAUGAUCACCUGACUCUCUUCCUGACCUUGGUGUCUGGGCUGGAGUUCAUCCGAUUCGACCUGGAUCUGGAUGCCCCUUACCUGGACCUGGCCCCCUACAUGCCUGACUACUACAAACCUCAGUACCUGCUGGACUUUGAAGACCGUCUCCCUAGCUCAGUCCACGGCUCGGACAGCCUGUCCCUCAACUCCUUCAACUCUGUCACCUCUACCAACCUGGAAUGGGAUGACAGUGCAAUUGCCCCAUCGAGUGAAGAUUAUGAUUUUGGAGAUGUGUUUCCAGCAGUGCCGUCUGUACCCAGCACAGACUGGGAAGAUGGAGAUCUCACAGACACCGUCAGCGGCCCCCGCUCCACCGCCUCAGACCCAACCAGCAGCAAGGCUUCUACCAGGAGCCCCACCCAGCGCCACAACCCUUUCAACGAGGAGCAGGCAGAGACCGUGUCCUCCUCUGAUACCACCCCUGUGCACACCACCUCCCAGGAGAAGGAGGAGUCCCAGGCCCUGGACCUGUCAGACGCCUGCGCAGAGCUCGAGGUCAUCAGGGUCACCAAGAAGAAGAAAAUUGCUAAGAAGAAGAAGACCAGAUCGGAUGAGGAUGCAAGUCCACUUCACCCAGCCUCUAGCCAGCAGAAAUGUGACAGGCCGGAGGAUGGUGACAGCCUUGUCAGCAGCCCAGGCCCAGGGCGGGACUCACCGGACACUGCCCUUGCUUCCCCCCAGGAGGAGGGAGAGGAGCCCAGCGGCACAGCCGAGGUCAGCGAGCGCCCGGAGCUUGGUGAGAUGGGCUUGCUGAUCCCUGAAAUGAAGGACACCUCCAUGGAGCGCUUGGGGCAGCCCCUGAGUAAGGUUAUUGACCAGCUCCAUGGGCAGCUGGACCCCAGUACCUGGUGUUCCCAUGUCGAGCCCCGAGACCAGUCCUUUCGGACAGGCUCUCCCGGGGCUGCCCCGGAGAAGCCACCAUUUUGCGACUUUGGUGAGGGGCUUCAAGCCCCGAUGGACUUCUACCGCUUUACCGUCGAGAGUCCAAGCACUACUACAUCAGGUGGCAGCAACCAUGACCCUACAGGGCUUGGCCAACCGCUGCAUGUUCCUGGUAGCCCUGAGGCUGCUGGCCAAGAAGAAGAGGGAGGAGGAGGAGAGGGACAGACACCUCAACCCCUAGAGGACACCAUGGGGGAGUGUCAGGAGCUAGAGACCCAGUUGCCCCUGGUCAGCAAGGGACCUGUGCCAGAGCCGGAGCCUGGGACUCAGGAGGCUCUUUGCCGGCUCAAGCGAGACCAGCCCAGCCCAUGUCUGAGCAGCGCUGAGGACUCUGGGGUGGAUGAGGGCCAGGGGAGCCCUUCUGAGAUGAUCCAUUCGUCAGAGUUCAGGGUAGACAACAAUCACUUACUCCUGCUUAUGAUCCAUGUGUUUCGAGAAAACGAAGAGCAGCUGUUCAAAAUGAUCCGGAUGAGCACUGGGCACAUGGAGGGCAACCUGCAGCUGCUGUACGUGCUGCUCACAGACUGCUACGUCUACCUGCUCCGGAAAGGGGCCACAGAGAAACCAUACCUGGUGGAAGAGGCCGUUUCUUACAAUGAACUUGACUAUGUGUCGGUCGGCCUCGACCAGCAGACGGUGAAGCUGGUGUGCACCAACCGCAGGAAACAGUUUCUGCUGGACACAGCCGACAUAGCCCUGGCUGAGUUCUUCUUGGCUUCUUUGAAGUCAGCCAUGAUCAAAGGCUGCCGGGAGCCACCCUACCCCAGCAUCCUGACUGAUGCCACCAUGGAGAAACUGGCACUGGCCAAAUUCGUGGCCCAGGAAUCUAAGUGUGAGGCGUCUGCUGUUACUGUGCACUUCUACGGGCUUGUGCACUGGGAGGACCCCCUGGAUGAGUCCCUGGGCCCCGUCCCUUGCCACUGCUCACCCCUCGAGGGCACCAUCACUAAAGAAGGCAUGCUGCGUUACAAGGCGGGCACCUCCUACCUGGGCAAGGAGCACUGGAAGACCUGCUUUGUGGUGCUCAGUAACGGGAUCCUCUACCAGUAUCCCGACCGCACCGAUGUCAUCCCCCUGCUCUCAGUCAACAUGGGGGGGGAGCAGUGCGGUGGCUGCCGGAGAUCCAACACCACGGACCGGCCCCACGCCUUCCAGGUCAUUCUUGCCGACCGGCCCUGCCUGGAGCUGAGCGCUGACAGCGAGGCUGAGAUGGCCGACUGGAUGCAGCACCUCUGCCAGGCCGUGUCUAAAGGGGUCAUCCCCCAGGGGAUAGCUCCCAGCCCCUGCAUCCCCUGCUGCCUGGUGAUCACUGAUGACCGCCUCUUCACGUGCCAUGAGGAUUGCCAGACCAGCUUCUUCCGCUCUUUGGGCACAGCCAAGCUGGCUGACAUCAGUGCCAUCUCCACAGAACCGGACAAGGAGUACUGUGUCUUGGAGUUCUCCCAUGACAGUCAGCAGCUCCUCCUACCCUGGGUCAUCUACUUGAGCUGCACUUCUGAACUGGACCGAUUCCUGUCUGCACUGAACUCCGGGUGGAAAACCAUCUACCAGGUGGACCUCCCCCACAAGGCCAUCCAGGAAGCCUCCAACAAAAAGAAAUUCGAGGAUGCCCUGAGCCUUAUCCACAGCACCUGGCAGCGGAGCGACAGCCUGUGCCGUGGCAGGGCAUCCCGGGACCCCUGGUGCUGAGCAGAGCUGGAUGGUGUCCCUGGUGGGCAGGAAAGGGAAGUGCACUGACCAGCAGGCCUUCUGUCGUGGCUGUUGUUGUGCUGCCCAGGCCAGGCCUCCAGCCAUUCUGCAGCCACUCCUGCCCCUGGUGGCAGAGCCACCAAGUGUGGCUUCAGACAGGGUCUGUCCACUUCCAGGGAUCCAGAACAAGUGUCCCAGGACCCUGGGCAUCUUGCCUGGCAGAUGGCAACUGGAAAUGGCUGGGGGCAGAGUGUCUGAGCCCUGGGGGCCCUGCAGAUGCAUGCCUUCCUCCCUGGGCCAUCACCUCAGUUCAUGCCACCUCUUCAGGAUGGCGACAAGAAUAAUAUCAAUCUAAGGGGGAGCGAAAGGACUGAGGUGGGAGCCCCCUAGUCCUCUUCUGGGUCAGGAACCUGGGAAGAGGUUUGGGGCUGCCUGGGGGCCCUGAGUGCCCAGCCAUUUGUGUUCAUUUUUGAACACUUUCUUGGCUGUACAGGGAAGCUCGAACACUGGUGUCUGCAUGUUUCCUCCUCCUCACUCCAUCCCCGCGCACACAGCUGCCCCCUCACUCUGCAGAGCCUGGGCUAUGGCAGGGCCAGCCCUCCCCGGCUGCCAGAGGCCCUGCAUGCCCACGGACUGGCCCUGCCUCCCCCCAACCCGGCAGUGCCCAUAGGACUCAGGGAGCAGGCAUCUCCUUUUGCCAAGAGCAAAAGAGAGGGAGGAAGGACUCAGAGAAGAGCGGAGCCCACCAGCCUGUUGUCCACGUUGACAUCUCCUGACUGUCCCUGCUUGGCUGGAGCAGGCCCUUCCCGAGAGCUUUGUCAAGAGCCCUCUCGGGAAGGGGUCAGGUGGUUUGGGUUUUGUUUUUUAAAAUAAAAUAGACCUGUUAUAUUGCCAA
Molecule: messenger RNA, 4151 nt
Organism: Cynocephalus volans (Philippine flying lemur)
Lineage: Eukaryota; Metazoa; Chordata; Mammalia; Dermoptera; Cynocephalidae
Gene: PLEKHM2
Product: pleckstrin homology and RUN domain containing M2
Exons: 20
Coding region: 188-3256 (1022 amino acids)
Biological process (GO): lysosome localization; Golgi organization; regulation of protein localization
Cellular component (GO): endosome membrane
Molecular function (GO): kinesin binding
Source: RefSeq, a predicted model, not a curated record